AUGAGAACCUGCCCCACUGCAGCUUUAGAGGCCAUUCUGGACCUUCUACCUCUCCACCUACAAGUUCGUAAAGUUGCUGCCAGCUCAGCAAUUUGUCUACUGAACCACCUUACACCUAUGCCAACUAGUCGGACUGGACAUAUGAGAAUACUUAUAACUGACGGCUUAUGCAACAUUGCUCAACUCUCCAUGGACGCGAUGAAGAUGAAAUUCAACUUUGUGCGCAACUACGAAGCUGUCUAUACAGACAACGAGACGUGGGCACUGGGAGGGCCCCCCUUCAAAAGGGGUGCCCUACAGUGGUACAUCGACGGCGUCAAAACAGCAAAGGGUGGAGCAGGAGCCGGUAUCAGCGGUCCUAACUGCCGCACGUCGAUCUCCAUGGGAGUAACGCCUUCCAUCUUCCAGGCAGAAAUAUCUGCCAUCAACUCUUGCGCCAAGAUCAACCGAGACAAAGAUAUGAAAGGCGCAACAAUUGACAUACUAACAGACAACCGAGCUGCGGUCAAGGCUCUCACAGCCUACUCGUGUGACUCUGCUCUGGUCUGGGAAUGUAUCACUAACCUCAAACUCUUAGCCGAGGAUAACCACGUUACACUCUGGUGGAUUCCGGGGCAUGAGGGCAUUAAAGGUAAUGACGAAGCAGAUGAACUCGCGAAGAAAGAGGCACGCUCACUCCCGAUAGGACCGGAGCCCCUGGUGCGGGGUCAAUGUCAGCCACAUCAAAAAACACUUAACAAUCUGGAGGACGAACUAAAAUCCUCAUAUUGGAGCGACACUAGGGGACUGGCCCAGGCCAAAAAGUUUAUUACCUAUUCGCUACAAAGAACACGGGAUGUACUUUCCUUGGACAAGAGAGACUUAACCACUCUGAUAGGCCUUCUUUCUGGCCACUGUCAACUCAAAUACCACCUCAACACAAUUGGCAAAAUUGAGGAUGACGACUGCCGUUUCUUCAUGGAGACGGCCGAGACGGUUGAGCACAUCAUGUGUGACUGCCCGGCUAUCGGCCAUCUCAGGCAAGAAUUUAUGGGAGGGGUACUCAUCACCCCUGACCAAAUCAAGGAGUUAGAUCCCCGGCGGGUCGUGAGGUUUUUCAAAAGCCUUGACCUAACGCAACUUUAA
This is a messenger RNA of Solenopsis invicta (red fire ant), 1125 nucleotides long. RefSeq lists its product as uncharacterized. Lineage: Eukaryota; Metazoa; Arthropoda; Insecta; Hymenoptera; Formicidae. The transcript has a single exon. The record is from RefSeq and is a predicted model, not a curated record. Gene Ontology annotation, molecular function: nucleic acid binding; RNA-DNA hybrid ribonuclease activity. Bases 1 to 1125 code for a protein of 374 amino acids.